Molecule: messenger RNA, 1563 nt
Organism: Suillus plorans
Lineage: Eukaryota; Fungi; Basidiomycota; Agaricomycetes; Boletales; Suillaceae
Exons: 3
Coding region: 1-1563 (520 amino acids)
Molecular function (GO): zinc ion binding; nucleic acid binding
Source: RefSeq, a predicted model, not a curated record
AUGUCUGCUCAGAGCAUAGCUCGCUGGAAUGCAAUUCCCAUGUCUCGACCUGAUACAGACACUCAAGAACAAGCACAAUCUGUACAAAACCAAACUAAUUCUAUGAAGCGUUCUCACCAAGAUGUUGAUGAUGACGAUGACGACGGCGUCUCGCUAGUCUCAAGGUCACCAUCACCUACACCCGAUGCAAUGGACAUUGAAAAAUAUGACGAAUAUGUCCGCGGUCCAGAAAGGGAGGUCAUCACCGUUGAGACCAAGAUCAAAAGCACCAACAAGGGCUUUGCAAUACUCGCAAAACUUGGUUGGUCAGAGGGUCAGCCAUUGGGACUAUCGGCAGACGCGCGCGUCGAUCCUAUACCAUUUCAUGUGAAAAAUGAUUUGACUGGUCUAGGAAAAACGACUCAAGAUUUUCGAAUGAUCGAGACAACAGUUGCCGAAAGGCGCAAGUUGGACUCUGAGAGACAACGAAAAGAAACCGAAUAUCAACGAAAAGCACGAGAGGCGAGCCCAACAGUACUAACAAUAUCACAGAGCAUACUGAUCUUGUUUCAGGACGAUGCCGCCCGUCGGGCUGCACUCAAGUCGGAAAUUUCAGAUACCCUCAAACCGUUCUACUGUUCGCUUUGUGAGAAGCAAUUCCAGAAUGUCGCACAGUAUGAUGAACAUACAAACUCGUACGCGCAUCACCACAAGGCACGCCUCCGGGAUAUGCAAGCCAACACACGCAUCACCACCCAAGAAGAUGUCGAUAAGCGUAAGGAGAAAGAGCGCAAGCGAGAAGAAAAGGAGCUUCGCAAAAUUGCAAAGGCUGCUGGGAUAAAGAUGGCCAAACCUACAGCUACAUCAGCUAUUGUACCUCCUGCACAUGCACCUGCUGCUGCAGAGGCGUCGCUUCCCUCUGAAGCUCAAUCAAGCAACUUCAAGAAAGCUGGCUGGGCAACCGUUUCAGCACCAGUUGAGCCUGCGACUGGUUUCAAGCGGUCGGGUUGGGGAUCUUUGGAUUCCAAUGCGUCCUCCUCUGCGCCUUCCGCACCACUUCCGCCACCGCCAGUGGUUAGCCUGCCUCCAGCUUCUUACAGUGCAGGUACACCAAUGUUUCGCACUGGUGGCUGGACAUCUCUUGACACCGGCAGCUCUCAACCGGUCAACCCACCUCCUCCCGACAACACUGCAGCGCCACCACCUCCGCCACCCAAUGUAGCUCCGCCUCCUCCUCCAGUCACUCCUAUAAAUGCACCCCCUCCAGGCUGUCGGCCUCCAUUCCCGCCAGAAAAUAUGCGUCCACCUAGCGUACCACCCCCUCCCUGCAUGCCCCCAACCAGUGGGCCACCCCCCCUCCCUCCCACGAUAAGCAGCAGGGCACCUACUGCGCUCGUCUCAGAUUCUAAGAGACGAGACCAGAGUUUUCCUCCUGCGCCGACGUUCUCCCAACCGGCGCCUCCAGCAGUAGCUGCCCCGCCUACAUCAACCAGUCUAAAGGCCGCGGUUCCACCGCCUGCUGCUCCUCAAGCAAGAUCAGGCUGGCAGCAGUGGAAGCAAGGCUCUGGGUCGAAGCGGAGAUAG